Molecule: messenger RNA, 1038 nt
Organism: Drosophila takahashii
Lineage: Eukaryota; Metazoa; Arthropoda; Insecta; Diptera; Drosophilidae
Source: RefSeq, a predicted model, not a curated record
AUGUAUCGAUGCAGAAACGUACAUCACAACGACUAUCAGUACCAACGGAUCCUUUGGAGGGCAGCCGACGGUGAAAUCAACGAAUAUUGUCUCACAACGGUAACUUUCGGCACAGCAUCCGCCCCGUUUACCGCGAUUCGAGUGCUGCAUCAAAUUGGCGAAGACGAAAAUAGCAGAUAUCUGAGAGCGAGACAUGUCCUGAAGCACGCGAUGUACAUCGAUGACAUGCUUACCGGCGACUAUACAGUUGAGGCAGCACAGGACAAAAUGGAGCAAGUAUCUGGAGCCCUCCAAAAUGCAUGCAUGGAGUUAAGGAAGUGGGCGAGCAACAGUCCAUCAUUGUUGGCAGAUAUUCCCGUCGAGCACAGAUGCAGCAGUACUCUGCUACAAUGGGACAGUGAGGACCAGGUCAAGACAUUGGGAAUGUUCUGGAUACCAAGUUUAGAUGUGUUCAAAUACAAAAUCCUUCACAAACCUCCGAUCAUCAAUACGAAAAGACUAAUCCUAUCUAAUAUCUCACGAUUAUUCGACCCGCUCGGCCUGAUUACCCCGAUUAUCAUAUCGGCUAAAAUUAUAUUAAAGGAAAUAAUGGUGUCAACGAUCACACAGUGUGAUGGAACCAUCACCGGAUUGCAAUGGGAUGACCCAGUUCCUUCUCAUCUCGCGGCACGUUGGACGCAGUUUCUCAAUUCUUUAGAUGACAUCAACACCAUUACUAUAUCACGCUGGACCGGACUCUCCUCCGACUCUGGCGAGCGUUAUCAAAUCCACGCCUUUUGUGACGGCUCAUCCGUAGCCUACGCAGCAGCAGUCUACUUACGUGCCUCUGUGGUAGAACAACCUGCUCAGGACAGACUCUUGGAAUUUAUUAAUAACUUACAAAAGCAGCAAGAGGCUGCUGUAAAUGCCCAAGCGGCGGCAAUUGAAAAACUACUGGAACGUUUUGAUCAAAUGAUGUCAGUCAUGACGACGACGCUGCAAAUGCUACAGAGCGUGAUGUCCAAGCACGCCAUUGAGUCAACGCGCCGCAAUGACUAA